Messenger RNA from Phasianus colchicus (ring-necked pheasant), 2496 nucleotides. RefSeq names its product THAP domain containing 12 (gene THAP12). Gene Ontology annotation, molecular function: protein dimerization activity. Lineage: Eukaryota; Metazoa; Chordata; Aves; Galliformes; Phasianidae. The record is from RefSeq and is a predicted model, not a curated record.
GGCCUCCUCCUCCUCCUCCUCCACCCCACAUCCCCCCCCCUGCGGCCCGGCGGAUUUAAAGGGGCAGCCCCACCGAUCCGGGGGGCCAUGCCGAACUUCUGCGCGGCCCCCAACUGCACCCGCAAGAGCACGCAGUCCGACCUGGCCUUCUUCCGCUUUCCCCGGGACCCGGUCAGGUGUCAAAGAUGGGUAGAGAACUGUCGAAGGGCAGAUUUAGAAGAUAAAACUCCAGAUCAACUCAACAAGCACUACAGACUGUGUGCUAAACAUUUUGAGACCUCUAUGAUAUGUAGAAGUAGCCCUUACAGAACAGUUUUAAGAGAUAAUGCUGUGCCAACUAUAUUUGAUCUUACAAGUCAUCUGAACAAUCCCCACAGCAGGCAUAGAAAACGGAUAAAAGAGCUGAGUGAAGAUGAAAUAAGAACACUGAAACAGCAAAAGAUUAAUGAAGCUUUUGAACGGGAACAGGCAACUCAAGAACUAAAUGAAAGUAAUGCACAAAAUGCAGUCUCAGAGGAAGGUGGGGAGCAGCAAGAGGAAAAAUCUGUUCCUUUAACUCUGGAAGAAAGAGAAAACAAGGAUUACCUUAAGUCACUGUUUGAAAUUCUGAUCCUAAUGGGUAAACAAAAUAUUCCGUUGGAUAGCCAUAAUGCGGAUGAGCUUCCAGAAGGUAUUUUUACUUCAGAUAACUUUCAGGCUCUGUUGGAAUAUAGAAUCAAUGCUGGAGAUGAAGUUCUGAGGAAACGGUUUGAAAUGACUGCAGUCAAUCUUGAGUAUUGUUCGAAAACGCAGCAGAAACAAAUGCUUGAGAUCUGUGAAAGCUGCAUCAGAGAAGAAACACUGAGGGAAGUAAGAGACUCACACUUCUUUUCUAUUGUCACUGAUGAAGUAGUAGACAUAGCGGGAGAGGAACAUUUGCCAGUCUUGGUGAGAUUUGUUGAUGAUUCUCAUAAUCUAAGAGAAGAAUUCAUAGGAUUUUUACCUUAUGAGGCUGAUCCUGAAAUAUUAGCUGUUAAGUUCCAUACAACUAUUACUGAAAAAUGGGGUCUGAACAUGGAAUACUGUCGGGGUCAAGCCUACAUCGUCUCCAGUGGGUUUGCUUCUAAAAUGAAAGUUGUGGCUACAAGACUCUUGGAGAAGUAUCCACAAGCUGUGUAUACUCUGUGUUCCUCUUGUGCCUUAAAUGUGUGGUUGGCAAAGUCGGUUCCUGUUGUUGGUGUUUCCAUGGCCCUAGGAACGAUCGAAGAAGUUCGCUGUCUUUUUAGUCGAUCUCCACAAUUACUGGUGGAACUGGACAAUGCAAUUUCUGCUCUUUUUCAGAACAAUGAGGAGAAAGGUAAUGAGCUGAAGGAGAUCUGUCGUUCUCAGUGGACAGGCAGGCAUGAUACUUUUGAGGUUUUGGUGGAUCUCAUGCAAGCUUUGGUACUGUGUUUGGACGCGGUAAGCAACGAUUCCACUGUCAGGUGGAACAACUUCAUUGCUGGUCGAGCAUUUGUACUUUCAAGUGCAUUAACAGAUUUUGACUUCAUUGUCACUAUCGUAAUUCUGAAAAACGUGCUGUCUUUUACAAGAGCAUUUGGAAAAAAUCUCCAGGGACAAACAUCAGAUGUGUUCUUUGCAGCUAGCAGCUUAACAGCAGUGUUGCAUUCUCUGAACGAAGUGAUGGAGAAUAUUGAAGUUUAUCAUGAAUUUUGGUUUGAGGAAGCAACAAACUUGGCUGCAAAACUGGAUGUACAAAUUAAACUCCCUGGAAAAUUCCGCAGGUCUCAACAGGGUAACUUCGACGCUGAGUUAACGUCAGAAAAUUACUACAAAGAAAUUCUUAGUGUCCCUACAGUGGAACAUAUAAUUCAAGAAUUAAAAGAUAUAUUCUCAGAACAACAUUUAAAAGCUCUGAAGUGUUUAUCUUUAGUGCCCUCAGUCAUGGGUCAGCUCAAAUUCAAUACAUCUGAGGAGCAUCACGCUGACAUGUACAAAAAUGACUUACCUAAUCCGGACACGCUUUCUGCUGAGCUUCAUUGUUGGAGAAUCAAGUGGAAGCACAGAGGAAAAGAUAUUGAACUUCCAGCUACUAUUUAUGAAGCACUUCACUUGCCAGACAUAAAGUAUUUCCCUAAUGUAUAUGCAUUGCUUAAAGUAUUGUGCAUUCUUCCGGUGAUGAAAGUGGAGAAUGAAAAAUAUGAAAUAGGACGAAAGCGCUUAAAGGCAUACCUGAAAAACACCGUGACAGAGCAAAGGUCAAGCAACCUAGCUUUGCUGAACAUAAACAUUGAUAUAAAACAUGACUUAGACUUAAUGGUGGACACCUACAUUAAACUCUAUCCAGUGGAGGAAAAUUCCAGCAACAGAAAAUUGAAUGACUGUAGAGACGGUGAUAAAUACAACUCCCAGUGUGACCACAGGCAAACAAUAAGAAUAAAUUUGGAAAAAAAACAAACCCUACAGCUCUUUAGUUCUAGUAAACCUAGUUAUUAAAAUGGUUAUGUACAUCUUAAA